Messenger RNA from Musa acuminata subsp. malaccensis (wild Malaysian banana), 4202 nucleotides. RefSeq lists its product as uncharacterized. The record is from RefSeq and is a predicted model, not a curated record. NCBI's taxonomy places the organism in Eukaryota, Viridiplantae, Streptophyta, Magnoliopsida, Zingiberales, Musaceae.
GAGGGAGGGAGGAGGAGAGAAUCUCUGAGCCUGCAAUGAAAAUAAAAUAAAAAAUCCUAUUUUGAUCGCUUCUCCCGGAACCCGAUAAAGGAUAGUCACUGGAAAGGAGGAGAAGGCAAUCAACGGAGACACAGGGAGGUGGAAAAGGCAGAGAAUCAAAAGACCAGAUGCGGACAAAUUUCCUGUCACUGUUGUUCUUAGAAGGUCGUUCGUUCUUGUGAGAGAUUUUUCCUCUAUCUCGGAUCUCUCUCUCUCGUCUACCUUUCCUUGUGGCCCAGGGACUCGAAAUCACUCGAUCCGCGGCUGCGCCCGGUGCCUAUGGCCAAUUCCAGCCGCGGCCGGCGCUCGAACGGGCGGGGCACUUGGAGAUUUGGCGUUUUCCAUGGCGGAAGGCCUGCGGCCGCUUGAAUUCUCGGUGUUCCGCGUCCUGAUGCUGAAUCCGCUUCAGCAAUGUUCGCAAGCUGGACGGGGAGGACAGGUGAUGUGGGCUGAGGGUGCCGAAGCCUGAAGUUCAAUUAAAUUUGGAAAUUAUACUUCCUUCUGCACUGCCUGCUACAAAAUCUUCAGUUAAUUGCUGCAGCGAUGUCGAACAAUUCUGCAAUCAGCAUUUGAUGGGAUUCACAUCAAUGUGGCUACAGUCUGUUGCUAAUACGAUUGAAAUGGCGACAAAAGUGCAGAGUAAAAAUUACCUUCCAGGGUAUCAUUCCAUGCAGGAUAUUAAGGAGGAUGCACCAAGUAGUUGGUCUAGUUAUUAUAAGGACAAAAAGUUUAGCGAUCAUCUCUACAACACUUACGUGUCAAGGUUGACAAAUGGACACUUAGAAGAUGAUAAAGAAAUGAUAAAGCGGAUGAUGCUUGAACAUGAAGCUAUAUUUAGGAAGCAGGUCUACGAGCUCCAUCGUCUUUAUAGAAUACAGAAAGACCUGAUGACUGAGAUUCAAACUAGAGGGUUUUAUGGAUCAUCCAUACCGGCAGAAGCCUCACUAUCAAGUUCUCUUUCAUCUCAAAUGUGUUCUGAGUGUACCCAAAAGAUACCACAGAUGUCUCACCUUACUGUAGGAAACACCAGUCAUGGAAAGACACAUUUUUCAGGCAAUGGGAGGUCCCACUUCAGUGUCACAAGGGAAGGUAGCACUCAAUCUGAUCAGAUCCCAUUAGACAAUGGAGUUUUACUAAAGGACAGCAAGGCACCUGACCACAAACCUCAAAAGAAAAGAACGUUUGACCUUCAACUUCCAGCUGAUGUAUAUAUAGACGUUGAAGAUACUGAUGGAGCCGGGCAGAUGAGUACUGUUGAGUCAUCACAUAGUGCUAGUAUUUUCAAGAACAGGAAUUGCUUUCUCUAUGAGAAUGAUGUGAAGCUCACUCUAGGGAGUGCUCGCACAGAAGAACAUCAGAUCCCAAAUUCACCAACACAAGUUGGUAUAUCAGCCUGCAGCACAGUUGAUCUAAAUAAACCUACAACAGAAAUAUGUUGUGAAAGUCCAGAAAAUUCGGCUUCUGUUCAAUUAUUUGGCUUGAAGUCUCGCAGCGAACGGAAUCAAGGGAACCAUCCAUCUACAAAAUCGAAGACUAGUUUUGUUGAGAGGCAUGGCAAACAACAGACUACUUCUGACCUCUUGUAUACGGAUGGACAUACAAAAAGAGAAUGGCCAGUUUUCAAUCAUGAACCUGAAAAAAAUAGGAGCACUCUGGAUUAUUUUGCUCAGGUUCCAACAUCAUCUGAAACAUUACAAGUGAACACUAAGAAACGUCACAAUUUCUUUACAUUUGACCAUAAUAAUCCAGAAACACAGUCUAGACAAGAGCCAACUCACAAUAUCCAUACAUGUCCGAGAGUGCCUCAUUUUGCCUGCUCAAAUCCAUCUCUGAUGUCUCCCUCGAUGCCUUCUACAAUCACAACUCCCCAGGCCGAUUUAAUCAGUUGUGCAUCUUCAUUUGUUUCAUCUUGGAGAAAACCUGUUACCAGCAUAAACAACACCCCGGUUGCGGUUCGAGCUCUUCCAUGCUUCAGUGGGUCAUCAAACUUCAGUAAUGAGAGCUUGAGUUCCAAGAUAGAUGUCACUAGUCAAAAGCGGCAAAGUCGUAGGAACCUGGCCACAAGCCUAGGUUCUGGUGUUAGGGUGCCUCACAAAAAUGGAUUUCACCAUGGUCUUCACCUGGAUUGUAAUUCUGCACCACAUACAGAAGUUGCAUUUUGUAAGCCAUAUCAGAUUGAUGACAGUCACAGAGAUCUUCAUGAUCAUUUACCUAGAGACUACGUAAAGUGUUACCAAAGCAGGGAUUUGAAAGUCCCGAUAAACCUGAACCUGAAUCAAGCGUUUCCAAGUGGUACUGAAGAUAGGCUUACUCUCAGACAAGAAACAGUUAUUUAUGUUGAUGAUAAAAUGCCAGGGGAUCCAUCAUGUCUCAGAAACAAAGCAUCUUCCAAUGAGUCUGUUAACUUGAAGAAACAUGACUACAGAGAAGAUUGUCAGCUCACUUCCAGCUCCAAUGUUGCUUCUGAAAUCCAGAAGAAAGAGGAGUUAGAAUUUUCUGUAUGUAACCUACAGGAAGUUGCAUCAACUUCACAGUUUCAGUAUCACGGAAUGCAGGGAAACUUCGUUUCUGGUAACAAUGGGAAAAGACUUCUUGGUUUUCCUAUUCAUGAUACAAUUCAGCAAAGCGGCAUAUCUGUUUCUAUCCAACAAAUGGAAAAACAUUUUACUGACAAUACUAAGAUUCUGAAGAAUGAUAUCAUUGACUUGACUUGUGAUGCAAAAGCGGUGAAUUCACAGGAAAAAUUCCACAAUAGUGAUUCGGUCACCGAAAUGUGUGGCAGAAACAGAGGUGCAAACUUAAGGAAACACAUUAAUCUUAAUGUUGAAUUUUCAUGUACAGAUGAUCCUAUAUUUCUGGAGGUAUCACCUCAAGAUGAACUAGAGGUUCAGUCAUCAAACUCUAUUCCAACUUUAGCUGCUAAAAUUGACAUUGAUUUUGAAGCACCCAUUUCCCAGGUUGAAAUGGCUACCGUAAGUCCGCAUAAAUACAUCCCGUCAAGCAAGAAAGAUGUCUUGAAGGAAAAGGUCUCUUCCAGUGGUAUACUUGAUAGACUGGCUGCAGAGAAUUUAGUUGCCAUGUCACUUGAAUGCAAUGGCCACCCAGAUGAAAUCAAUUCUCACCUGCCAUCUCUGCCUCGAUUUGACACCUUGUGUUGGUUUGCUGACGUAUCCUGCAACGCAGAAAAGCGAGAGCAUUUGGGUGAUGAGGGAGAUGAUGGUACUCAAUUUUUUGAUGAUGAUGGUCUGGAUCUCUUUGAGGCCAUGACACUGAAGCUCCAGGAAACUAAGAUGGAUCAGUAUCGGUAUAGAUCAGAGGAUCUCGAGAGCAAAGAUGGGAAGGAAGACAAAAAAGAUUCAGGUGCAGCUUCACUGCUUUUCACAAGGGCUCGGCGUGGCCAGGCAAGAAAGAGGAGGCAGCGGCGGGACUUCCAGAAAGAUAUCCUGCCGGGUCUUGCAUCACUGUCAAGACACGAAAUAACAGAGGAUCUUCAAACUAUUGGAGGGAUGAUGAAAUUAUCAGGUAUGCAUUGGCAGACAGGUUUAACGAGACGAAACAUGGGUCGAAAUGGAGCAAACUCCCAAACGAAGGGAAGGAGGCAGCUCGAAAGCCCAGCCACCGCCACCGCCACCGAGGAGGUUCGAAUCAGCCUCCAUCCACCAUCACAACCCAGCAACUCUGAGAUAGGAGUGGAUGGAAGAAGCAUGAUUGGAUGGGGAAGGACGACAAGGCGAUGCCGUAGGCAGAGAUGCCUUCCUGGUGAUCUUUCUGCUCCUUUGACAUAGGAAGGAGCAUCAUAUUUGCUGUGCUUGUUUUAUAGAGGAAUUCAGACUAGUUUCUUAAUGGCACAGAUGGAAGAUGCUUGUUCAUGAAAUGUGGUUUCAUAUAUGUCUAUUGAUUCUGAUUUGCUCUUGGUCCUACUUAUAACAGCUUGUACAUUCCAUAAUAAAUGCUGCAUCAUACCACAUGAAACAGCCAAGAACAUGCAACUGAGGGACUAGAUUUGUUAGGAAGAUCCCAUGAAGCCUAUGCUUCUUUAUAGUAGGGAACACUUGAGAUGAAGUAAUGUUCUACCUCCCUCUUCUUUUAUUUGUUGCUGUUGCAAUGGUAUGUGUUCUAUGAACUUUGUGCUAAAAGAAAUGCUUUAUAAUUCCCAUUUUUUA